AUUCCACGACCCGAAAUGAACCGUCCCUUAAACCACACCUACAUUCUACCACUAAUAACAAGAGUACAAAGCUAUCCCUAGCCAACUAAACUCUCAUAAAAUGAAACAUAUUGUAGUUCGAAGCAAUUGGUUUCAGAAUUAAUACAUCUGGAUGACUUGACUUGUAUAAAGUAAAAACAAUAAAGAAUGCAUGUAUGAGAAACUUCAUAUACAAUACAUAUGAAUAACUAAAAUUUAAUCAUUUGUGUGCUAUGGAAAACAAAUCUCAUAUUUCUUAAUAUUAGGAUAAAAUAAUUCAAAAGUUUUUCAUGAUACUACAUAAACAUAAACUAAAUCAAUCAAAGAAAUCAAAAAUAAUAUAUUUUAUUAAUUUUGAGAGUAUAAAUACAACAUAUCGGUGUAUAACUGCAUCUGAGGCUAUUUCACGAGCUGAAACGCUUAGUUCAUUGUGACCUCCUCUAUCUCUCGAUUAAUUGAUAAAAAAAUUUGUGAUAAAGAUUAGUUGACAAAAGUUGAUGUUCAUAUUCUAGUGAAAGAUGACUCGCCUUCUAAAAAAUCAACAUACACUGAUGUCGACGGAAAAAAUGUAAUACGUGAAGAAAUUAGAAGAAAGCUGCAUGAAGAAGAGAAAGCUCUCAAGUGUGAAGGUGAGACUUGCAUAUCCAUAAAUCAAUAUCGUUUUGCAAUCAUUACAUUGUUAAUGUUUUCUAAUAAAAAUAUUUGCUUAUGCUGCCAAAGGAACAUAUUAUGGUGAAAGAUGAGUAGAUGACUCACCAUAUGAGACAGUAACAAACACUAAGGUUGAUAGAAGAAGCACGCAUAGAGAGGCGCUAGCUCGAACCAAGAAAGAUUUGAUACAUAAAGAAGAAAGAAGAAAACUGUAAGAAGAAGAGAAAGCUCUCACGUGUGAAGGUGAGACAGACUUGCCUCAAUAAAUCCACAUUGUUUUGAAUUGUUAAUAAUUCUUUUAUAAAACUCUUUGCUUAUGCUGCUAGAGAAACAUAUGCUGGUGAAAGACGACUAAUCAUCUGAAAAAGCAACAAAAACUAAGGUUUGUCAAACAAAACAAGAACGUCAAAAGAAGAAAAGGGAAGUGGAGAAGAAGAUGAGAUAUGACCUGACGAAACCAAAGCUGAUCUAAAAAACGAAGCAAAAGAACAAAUAGUAAAAGACUACAAAGACAACAAACGUUCUGUUCCUUUACUUUGGUUUUGUGUUAUUCUGUGAUCUUUUUCUAGUCAUAAUUGCAGUUACAACAAAAUUGUUUCAGUCGUAAGGUAUUUCUGAAAAUAGUUAGGUUGCUAAAUUGAGGUUGAAUACAUUGUAAUACCUUUUAAGGUUAAUGUUUUCUGAUGUGGCUUGCAACUGGUCUCUUGAUGUGAAAUGGUAUUCUAAAAGAUGUGUUAGAGACUACAAAGACAACUGGUUACUAUAUUUUGAGUUUUUGUUAGUCUUUACUUGAGAGCAAGUAAAAUGUUCAUAUCUAGAGAACUGAUAUAUUAGUGUUUUUACUAGUUUGAAAUCUAUGUUUUGAGUUUGUUUAUCGAGUGAAAAUAUGAAUGUUAGAGUUUUUAGUUAUUUAUCAAAUCCUUAUAGGUUUAACGUCUACUUGGAACAACAAAUGUCGAAUUGGAUGAAAAAUAAAGAUGCAGAACUGUGCAUAUGCGUUAUAAGUCUGACAACAAAUGGAAGAUUUCCCACCAAUUGAUAAAAGCUAUAUUGUAGAAUCGUUGUCGGUGAAGUUGUUCAUCAAUAUCGCAUAAAUCACAUAUGUUAUAAGUAGUUGAUCCUAAUUAUAUCUAAUAGAAAUAUAGAAUAUAUGAUAUAUUGACUAUUUAAUCAAUGUUAAAAAAAAAUCUUUCUAUUAGCAAAUAACUAACCAAGUUCAUAUUAAUGGAUGAAACAACCUCACCCCGAAUAAAGAUUAUUGCAAGAUUUUGAUUCUCUGGCUUUCCCUCGCCCAACUUCAGAAGAGCAGGUAGUAGUUUUGAAUAUAAUAUCUAUAUUUUCUUUUCAAUUUAGGAUUUCAUUUUUUUCUUUUUUCCUUUUUGGGUGUAACAGUUUGAUUGCAGUUCACUGGAAUAAAGAAUUAACCCGUCUCCCCCUCCCUCUUGCUGACACCUAUCCACGUAUGCUAACAUGACUUUAUUUUUAUUGAGAUUUUAAACCUAUGUUAAACUCCAUACAUUAGUAAGUAUAAUAUUGCAAUUAUACUAUCUUGGUCGAUCGGAUAAAUUCACAUGAUUUUUUUCUCAGGAAUAAUCAGAAUUAGAUAUGGGUUUAAAUAAAUCCAAAAAAUAGUAUAAGAACCAAAAUGCUGGAAGAUAAAAAAUCAGAUUUGUAUUGAAUUAGUUAAUAUACUUUUUUUUUGUGGUCCAUAAACAACAUAAUGGUAUGGAUGUUGGUAUCUGAAUCGUGUGUCGUAUUGGAUGGUUGUUGGUAUAUUCAAACAAAAAGAUUAUAGAAACUGAUGUUCUAUAGAUUUUGUUUAGUUGUUUAUAAGGGGAGAAAACGUGAGGAGAAAUCAUUGAGAGUUCAAUCGUUCCUAGUCAAUACGAAAUUUCCAACCCAUAGUCAAUAAAUCAUUUUGAAAAAUUCUAUAAGAAAUAAAGAUGUAUUAUUUAACUCUGUGACCAGAUCAAAAGAAGAUAAAAACAAUAGAAAUCACGGGGGCACUUCUUCCAAAAAGAUUUCGUGCAAAUACAAAAAUCAAAAUGGUAUAUUUUGUAGUGUAGGUAACAAAAAAAAAAACAGUGACACUAACCUAUGAAGUAUAACCGCAAAUGAAAUUUUUGAUUCCAUUUAUGUCGUACAAAAAGAGUUUUAAUCUUUGUCUACUUACUAGUUAAGUUUUUAGAUUCUAGAUGGGAAAAUCGAUGGGCCUCUACGGCUUCAGUUUUCAAGCCUCGACGACUGAUUAAUUUAUCUGUCCAGACAACAAAGAAAAAAAAAAGCUCAACAACAUAGGUUUGGUUUCUAAUGAUGGGAGGAAACCCAUCCAAGAAGAAGCAAAACAUUGAGUACGGUUCACCUACAACACCUGUACAAAUGAAGAUCAACUCAGCUUACACAGAACACUUAACCUCAUACGAACGAGCUUGCACCGAAGACCCAAAGCUCGAGUCUUUCGACUCAUCCCUUCACCGACGAACCAACCUCGUCAUCAACAACCUCGCAGCAUCAUCAGGCGUCGAGAUCAAAUCCCUCUCCUUCGAAUCCCUCAGAGAGGUGACGCAAUGCCUUUUGGACAUGAACCAAGACGUGGUCAAAGUUAUAUUACAGGACAAAGAAGACAUAUGGAGCAAUCAAGACAUGUUCUCUCUUGUCAACAUGUACUUCGACAGCACCGCGAAGACCAUGGACUUCUGCUCUGAGCUCGAGAGCUGUCUCAACAGGGCGAGGAGAAGCCAAGUGAUUAUAAAGUUUGCUGUCAAACAGUUUGAGGAAGAGGAAUAUAAGAAGACCCUUGAGGAGCUCAAGAGGUUUACGUUAGCUGGCGAUCCUUUUUCGAAAGAGUUCUUUGCACUCUUCGAUUCGGUGCAUAGACAUCAGGUUAUGAUGCUCGAGGAGCUUCAUAGGCUGAAGAGGAGGCUCGAUAAGAAGCUUAAGAGCGUCAAAACGUGGAGACGAGUUUCCAACGUGGUGUUCGUGACCGCGUUUGUCUCUGUGCUGAUCUUCUCGGUGGUCGCAGCAGCUGUGGCUGCGCCGCCUGUAGUGGCGGCGCUGGCCGGCGCGUUGGCUGUUCCUGUGGGGUCUGUUGGGAAGUGGUGCAACUCUUUUUGGGACAAGUAUGAGAAAGUGGUUAGAGGGCAGAAGGAGAUCGUUACGUCGAUUAGAAUCGGGACGUAUGUGUCGGUUAGGGAGAUGGAUAGUAUAAGUGUGCUUGUGCGUAGAGUGGAAGUGGAGAUUGGGUCGUUGUUGAAGAACGCUGAGUUUGCUGUUGGUGAUGAGAGAGUGGUGAGGCUUGCUAUAGAUGAGAUCAAGAAGAAGCUUGAUGGGUUUACUGAGACUAUUGAAGAGCUUGGGAAGCAUGCGAGUAAGUAUUGUAGCGAUGUGACGAAGGCGAGGACUGUGAUUCUGCAGAGGAUAAUCAGAUACCCUAAUGGUUCAACCACUGAAGAAGCUGCUUGGACCGAAAUGUUGUCGUGAGAAGGUGGAUUUCAGAUUAGUUGCUGGCUUUGAAGAUUGUUGAUUUGCUUUGUUUAGCACAAGUAUUAUUAUGAAUAGCUAAAGAGAAGUUAUCAAAGUAAAAAUGGAUAUUUUACUUAAUGUUAUUAGUUUCCCUGAUGUAACCUUUGCACAAUGCAUUAAUUAAACCUGUUGGAAGAUUUUAUGCGAUUGAAUCUUGUAUUUAUAUAUGUUUAUUAA
This is a messenger RNA of Brassica rapa (field mustard), 4368 nucleotides long. RefSeq names its product UPF0496 protein At2g18630. NCBI's taxonomy places the organism in Eukaryota, Viridiplantae, Streptophyta, Magnoliopsida, Brassicales, Brassicaceae. The record is from RefSeq and is a predicted model, not a curated record.